Vicia faba (fava bean) is the source of this 1641-nucleotide messenger RNA. NCBI's taxonomy places the organism in Eukaryota, Viridiplantae, Streptophyta, Magnoliopsida, Fabales, Fabaceae. The record is from the annotation of a GenBank genome assembly.
AUGUCUGGUGGAACGCAGAAUAGUUUGAGGAAAGCACUUGGUGCUCUUAAGGAUACAACAACAGUUUCAUUAGCUAAAGUCAACAGUGGUUACAAGGAGUUGGACAUUGCUAUAGUUAGAGCUACGAACCAUGUUGAACGCCCAGCUAAGGAAAAACACAUUCGAGCUAUAUUUUCAGCGAUCUCAGCUACGAGACCUAGGGCUGAUGUUGCCUAUUGCAUCCAUGCUCUGGCCAGGCGAUUAUCGAAGACGCAUAACUGGGCUGUUGCAUUGAAAACCUUAAUCGUCAUUCACCGUGCUUUGAGGGAGGUGGAUCCCACAUUUCACGAAGAACUCAUUAACUAUGGAAGAAGUAGAAGUCAUAUGCUCAACAUGGCUCAUUUUAAAGAUGACUCCAGUCCAAAUGCAUGGGAUUAUUCUGCAUGGGUUCGCACUUAUGCAUUAUUUUUGGAGGAACGGUUGGAAUGCUUUCGUGUGUUGAAGUAUGACAUUGAGGCAGAUCGUCCUAGGACCAAAGAUUUGGAUACUGCAGAAUUGCUAGAGCACUUGCCAGCUUUACAACAACUUCUUUAUCGAGUUGUUAGUUGCCAGCCACAAGGGGCAGCUGUACAUAAUUUUGUGAUUCAGUUGGCACUCUCACUGGUUGCUUCGGAAAGCAUUAAAAUUUAUCAAGCUAUUAGUGAUGGAACUGUUAAUAUGAUUGAUAAGUUUUUUGAGAUGCAACGUGAAGAUGCUCUGAAAGCUCUUGAUAUAUACAGAAGGGUUGGGUUGCAGGCUGAGAGAUUGUCGGAGUUUUAUGAAAUAUGCCGUAAUCUUGAUAUUGGACGUGGAGAGAAGUUUAUUAAAGUUGAGCAGCCGCCAUCAUCGUUUAUGCAAGCCAUGGAAGACUAUGUGAAAGAUGCUCCCCAGGGAGUAAUAGUUCGCAAGGAUCAGUCCAUUGACAACAAAAUUGCCUCUCCAAAAGAAGUUUUGGCUAUUGAGUAUAAAAAGGAACCAGAAGUGCAAGAGGAACGUUCACUCUCUCCCCCUCCACAGCCUGAACCUGUGAAAGUGGAAACACCACCAGUUCAACCACCACCUGAUCUUUUGAAUAUGGAGGAUCCUGUUCCAGCAGCUGCAGAGUUGGAUGAGAAGAAUGCCUUGGCUUUAGCCAUUGUUCCCGUCGCUGAUCAACAACCUUCUGCUGUUUUAAAUCAUGCAAAUGGAACCACCACUGGGUGGGAAUUAGCACUUGUUACGGCUCCUAGUUCAAAUGAGAGUGCUGCAGCAGCUAGUAAAUUGGCUGGAGGUUUGGACAUGCUUACACUAGACAGCCUAUACGACGACGCACUCAGAAGAAACAACCAAAACGUUAGCUAUAAUCCCUGGGAGCAAGCACCGGGCGGAGGCAUGAUGCAACCAACAAUGCACGAUCCGUUUUUUGCCUCUAAUAGAAUGGCUGCUCCACCUUCAGUUCAAAUGGCAGCUAUGUCCAACCAGCAACAAUCUUUCAUGUAUCAACAACAACAACAGCAAAUGAUGAUGAUGCCCCCUCAACAACCAUCCGGAAAUCCUUUUGGAAAUCCUUACGGAUCCGCUGUUCAUCCUUAUGGCUCAGGUAUGCCAGUUCAAUCAUACAAUCCAUAUACAGGCCUCAUCUAA